AGUAUUCUGAUUCCCUGUAUCGUCUAUUUUUAUAGGCCUUAGCGGCUGACAAACGCCCCAGUCUACAAUGACAGUGAAUGAUAAUUAAUGAGAAGUCAGCCAUGGACUCUUCAUCCUGCUCAUUGUCAAGUUCGCUGCGUUGAAUUCGCCUUCUCUUCGGCAGACGUUAGCUGCGCACUUUUUCCAUUAUAAAAAAAGGUGUCGAUUUUCAUUCUCUAAUCUCCCGUCGCCGUCCUCUUUCCAUUCGUUCAUAUCUAUUGCCAGAGUCUUGAGUACGUCCAAGACUCGCUUCAAGUAUAUUGAUCUCUGUCGAUGAAUCCACUAGAGUCUUCCUGCAGAGCUUACUGCAGAUCCUUCUGCUGCAGCACUCCACUGCAUCAUCUACACAUGAAGCGCUUCUCAUUUAUCUCCGAAUUAACCCAGACCCGACUAGCAUCGCGACAAUUUCACUCGUCGCGCUCACUUUUCUCAUCCUCGUCCUCCCCCCCCUCGCGCAUCACCUACCGUAUCGCCGUCUCCUCCUCGGGCAAAAGCCGCCGUUUCCACCCCUCCCACAACGUCUAUCCCUUCGACCCAGCCCAACAUGAUGCGCUUGGUUUCACGGCAAUAGAAGAACGGAACCCCGUCCUCAGGCGCAGGAAAAGGCCGGACAGCGGCGAAGAUUCGUUCUUCGUGAGCAAAAUUGGGGGCCAGAAUCCUUCUUCGUUGGAUGCCGUCGCUUUCGGCGUUGCCGAUGGCGUCGGGGGAUGGGCACAAUCCCGAGUCGAUCCGGGCGAUUUCUCGCACGGAUUAUGCGGAUAUAUGGCACAUUCGGCGCUGGCGUGGAAGGGACCCGCGGACAAGCUACGAGCCAAGAAUCUGUUACAAGUAGGGUAUGACCGAGUCCUCGAGGAUGAGGCAAUUGUCGCCGGUGGAUCGACGGCAAGCGUGGGCAUCGGUCUGAAUGACGGACGGGUAGACCUGGCGAAUCUAGGCGAUUCAGGCUCAAUCCUCUUCCGUCUCGCAGCCGUCCACCAGUACUCCACGCCGCAAACGCACUCCUUCAACACUCCAUACCAGCUUAGCGUUAUCCCUCCUCGAAUGCGUCUCCAGGCCUCCAUCUUCGGUGGUGAUUACCUCCAAGACCAACCGAGCGAUGCCGCCGUCACAGGCAUUCAGAUGCAACACGGUGACGUCCUCGUCCUCACGACGGACGGCGUCUUCGAUAACCUCAACAACCAAGAGAUCCUGAAACUAGUCACGAAGAGAAUGGUCCUAAGCGGCGCUUGGACCGCCACAGACCAAAUGGGGAUAUCUGUUUCAGAUGAUCUGGAUCAAUUGACCUCGUUGUCAUCAACAACACCCCAACAACAUUCCGCAUCUACAUCUCCAUCUCCAUCAGCCAUUGAUACAGACGACCCAACCAGCCACAAGCCAAACAACACAGUGGAUCUCCUAAAGAACCCAAUGCAUUCCCUCCAGGCCCUCCUCGCCACAACCAUCGCUGGAGAAGCAAAACGCGCCAGUCACAACUUCCGCCGUGAUGGGCCCUUCGCGAAAGAAGUCCAACGCUACUAUCCCGGCGAUUGGUUCCGAGGGGGGAAAGUAGAUGAUAUCUGCGUCUUGGUAGUCGUGGCCGUUGAAGAAGGCCGUGGUCAACGCAGACAGGGGUGAACUGAGUUGAUUGCGCAGUAAGUCAAUUGCCUACUGUUUGGCGCAGAGUGUGCUAUGUUCAAUGCAAUGCAUAAAAUUUAAUUUUUCUUUUCUUCUGCAUGUACAGGGUUUUGGCUUUUCUUCUUGCUUUUGUCUCGUAACAUUAACAUUACUAUAUGUCACUAUUUACUAUAGACUAUAAAGACUGGAUGGUGGGAGUACAGGAUGGAUAUAGGGCAUCAUAUUUUAAUCUUGGAGGGAUCUGUGAAUUUGAAUUGACAAUGUAAUAUUAUUCUGUGCUUGCUUAAAUGGACAUGUACUCUGUUCAGAGUAUACUCUUAGGACUGCUUCAUUAUAGUG
This is a messenger RNA of Monascus purpureus, 1992 nucleotides long. Lineage: Eukaryota; Fungi; Ascomycota; Eurotiomycetes; Eurotiales; Aspergillaceae. The record is from the annotation of a GenBank genome assembly.